GUCGUUGGUGAUGCUGGACAAAACGGCGAAGAACAGAAAGUAGGUGACCAUGUGAUCCAGAAGAGAGAAGUUCAGGUCGCUGGCAAUAGCAAGCAGAAUGGAGACGAACAGAACAUAGAUGACCAUAUAAUCCAGAAGCGAGAUGUUCAGGUCGCUGGCAAUAGCAAGCAGAAUGGAGACGAACAGAACAUAGAUGACCAUAUAAUCCAGAAGCGAGAUGUUCAGGAAGUGGAGGGCAGGGCCAAGCAGGACAGCAAAAUUCAGGAGGCCUACAGCCGCAAGGGUAACUACGCCAUUCAGGGCAAGAACUUCCAAAAGGUCGUGGCCAGUGAUGAAGGAGGCCCCAUUAUACAGCUCCAUCAAGAUGCAAAGACAGCUGGCUGCAAAGGCGGUAUGAACUGCGAUAAACCAAUGGACGAGGAGGAGAAAGAAUAAAGAGUCCUUUUUUCAAAAGCAUUAAAAACAAACACUGAUAAGAAUCAUUAUUAUGGUUUUGUUUUAAACUGCUUUUGUAAGAUAAUACAUGGUGUUGCUGUUUUUAAUUUUUUUAUUUCUUUCUUUUCGGCAGAUUACUGAUUUUUCUGAUUUGUUUUCUGUAUCAGUCUGAUAGCUAGGAAUUCUUUAUCAGAAUUAUGACUUUUGCAAUCUAAAUAUGUAAUCAACUAAAUGAGUUCUUCACUGAAAGGAAUUAUAAAGAUUUUCAACAAACAUUCGAUUGAGGAAUUGUAGUCCAAGUUUUUGUACAACUAGAUAGAAUACGCUUUCAGUUUUGAUAGUGUAAUAAAUGUUUUGACGAUUAACAAAACCCACCAUUGGAAUAAACAAGAGAAAUAAGG
Messenger RNA from Penaeus monodon (black tiger shrimp), 836 nucleotides. RefSeq lists its product as uncharacterized. The record is from RefSeq and is a predicted model, not a curated record. NCBI's taxonomy places the organism in Eukaryota, Metazoa, Arthropoda, Malacostraca, Decapoda, Penaeidae.